AGUACCGCUUUCCCCUUCGCGCGUUGCACAUGCGCUACGGCUUUUUUUCACCCCCCCAUUUCCACUUCCACUAGCUUCCACCGUCCGGGGAACCGCCGCUAGUGCCGCCGAGGAGUCAGGAAGUUCAAGAUGGCUGCCGCGGAGACUCAGUUGCUGCGGGAGCAGCCAGAGCUGGAAGAUGCUGAUAAUUCUGAAAAGAGUAUAAAUGAAGAAAAUGGAGAAGUAUCAGAAGACCAAUCUCAAAAUAAGCACAGUCGUCACAAAAAAAAGAAACAUAAACACAGAAGUAAACAUAAGAAACAUAAACAUUCCUCAGAAGAAGACAAGGAUAAAAAACAUAAACAUAAACAUAAACAUAAGAAACACAAAAGAAAAGAAGUUAUUGAUGCUUCUGACAAAGAAGGUAUGUCCCCAGCAAAAAGAACUAAACUUGAUGAUUUAGCUUUGCUUGAAGACUUGGAAAAACAGAGAGCCUUGAUUAAAGCUGAACUUGACAAUGAGUUAAUGGAAGGAAAGGUCCAGUCUGGGAUGGGGCUCAUUUUACAAGGUUAUGAGUCUGGCUCUGAAGAAGAAGGGGAGAUUCAUGAAAAGGCAAGAAAUGGAAAUAGAUCUAGUACUAGAUCUUCAAGUGCAAAAGGUAAACUUGAACUUGUGGACAAUAAAAAUAGUACAAAAAAAAGAAGUAAAAGCAGAUCCAAAGAACGGACUAGACAUAGGUCAGAUAAAAAGAAAAGUAAGGGAGGUAUUGAAAUAAUUAAAGAGAAAAUAACUAGGAGCAAGUCAAAGGAAAGGAAGAAGUCCAAAAGUCCAUCCAAGAGAAGUAAGUCUCAAGAUCAAGCAAGAAAAUCAAAAUCCCCUACCCUUAGAAGGCGAUCUCAAGAGAAAAUUGGGAAGGCCAGAUCUCCUAAUGAUGAGAAGAUUAAAAUUGAAGAUAAAAGUAAGACAAAAGAUAGGAAAAAAUCCCCAAUUAUAAAUGAAAGUAGAAGUCGUGAUCGAGGUAAAAAAUCCAGAUCCCCAGUUGACUUACGAGGUAAAUCCAAAGACAGAAGGUCGCGAUCCAAAGACAGAAAAUCAAAAAGGUCUGAAACUGAUAAAGAAAAGAAGCCAAUUAAAUCUCCCUCUAAAGAUGCUUCUUCUGGGAAAGAAAAUAGGUCACCCAGUAGAAGACCUGGUCGUAGUCCUAAAAGAAGAAGUUUGACUCCAAAACAACGUGAAAAAUCAAGAAGAAGUAGAUCUCCACUUCUAAAUGAUAGAAGAUCUAAGCAAAGCAAAUCACCUUCUCGAACUCUGUCUCCGGGUAGAAGAGCCAAGAGCCGAUCCUUAGAAAGAAAACGAAGAGAACCCGAAAGAAGACGACUUUCUUCUCCGAGAACACGACCUCGAGAUGAUAUCCUCAGUAGACGUGAAAGAUCAAAAGAUGCCAGCCCUAUUAAUAGGUGGUCUCCAACCCGAAGAAGAACAAGUAGAUCUCCCAUUAGACGAAGGUCGCGCUCCCCACUUAGACGUAGCAGAUCUCCGAGAAGAAGAAGCAGGUCUCCUCGGAGAAGAGACAGAGGUCGUAGGAGCAGAUCACGCUUGAGAAGGAGGUCUCGAUCACGAGGUGGUCGCAGACGAAGAAGCAGAAGCAAAGUAAAGGAAGAUAAAUUUAAAGGAAGUCUUUCUGAAGGAAUGAAGGUUGAGCAGGAGUCUUCAUCUGAUGAUAACCUCGAAGAUUUUGAUGUAGAGGAAGAAGAUGAAGAAGCUCUAAUAGAACAGAGAAGAAUACAAAGGCAGGCAAUUGUCCAGAAAUAUAAAUACCUUGCUGAAGAUAGCAAUAUGUCUGUACCAUCUGAACCAAGCAGCCCCCAGAGCAGUACUAGAACACGAUCACCUUCUCCAGAUGACAUCCUAGAGCGAGUAGCUGCUGAUGUUAAAGAGUAUGAACGGGAAAACGUUGAUACAUUUGAGGCAUCAGUAAAAGCCAAGCAUAAUUUAAUGACUGUUGAACAGAAUAAUGGUUCAUCUCAGAAAAAACUUUUAGCACCUGAUAUGUUUACAGAAUCUGACGAUAUGUUUGCUGCAUAUUUUGAUAGUGCUCGACUUAGGGCUGCUGGCAUUGGAAAAGAUUUCAAAGAGAAUCCCAACCUCAGAGAUAACUGGACUGAUGCAGAAGGCUAUUAUCGUGUGAACAUAGGUGAAGUCCUAGAUAAGCGUUACAAUGUGUACGGCUACACUGGGCAAGGUGUAUUCAGUAAUGUUGUACGAGCCAGAGAUAAUGCAAGAGCCAACCAAGAAGUGGCUGUUAAGAUCAUCAGAAACAAUGAGCUCAUGCAAAAGACUGGUUUAAAAGAAUUAGAGUUCUUGAAAAAACUUAAUGAUGCUGAUCCAGAUGACAAAUUUCACUGUUUGCGACUCUUCAGGCACUUUUAUCACAAGCAGCAUCUCUGUCUCGUAUUUGAGCCUCUCAGUAUGAAUUUACGAGAGGUAUUAAAAAAAUAUGGUAAGGAUGUUGGUCUUCAUAUUAAAGCUGUAAGAUCCUAUAGUCAGCAAUUGUUCCUGGCACUGAAACUCCUUAAAAGGUGCAAUAUCCUACAUGCAGAUAUCAAGCCAGACAAUAUCCUGGUUAAUGAAUCAAAAACGAUUUUAAAGCUUUGUGAUUUUGGAUCGGCUUCACAUGUUGCAGAUAAUGACAUAACACCUUAUCUUGUCAGUAGAUUUUAUCGUGCUCCUGAGAUCAUUAUAGGUAAAAGCUAUGACUAUGGUAUAGAUAUGUGGUCUGUAGGUUGUACCUUAUAUGAACUCUACACUGGAAAAAUUUUAUUUCCUGGCAAAACCAACAACCAUAUGUUGAAACUCGCCAUGGAUCUCAAAGGAAAGAUGCCAAAUAAGAUGAUUCGGAAAGGUGUAUUCAAAGACCAACAUUUUGAUCAAAAUCUGAACUUCAUGUAUGUAGAAGUUGAUAAAGUAACAGAGAGGGAGAAAGUUACUGUCAUGAGCACCAUUAAUCCAACUAAGGACCUGUUGGCUGACUUGAUUGGGUGCCAGCGACUUCCUGAAGACCAACGUAAAAAAGUACACCAGCUAAAGGACUUGUUGGACCAGAUCCUAAUGUUGGACCCAGCUAAGCGAAUUAGCAUCAACCAGGCCCUACAGCAUGCUUUCAUCCAGGAAAAAAUUUAAACGAGAUGAAGAAACUCCAAGGGUUUGAGUAAUUAAAUACAAAGACUGAAGAAAUUUCACAGCAGUUUAUUAUUAAUGUAUAUAAACUUAUAAAUAUUUCUCCAGCAAAUUUGAGGAAGCAUGAUAUAUUUGAAUUAACACCAAGGGUGAUAUUUCUUUUAGAAAUGUUAGUUAAUCUGUUUUGUGUCUUAUGUGAAAUUUCACUGUAGAACUGUUUUAAUUGCCAAGACUGCACAAAAUUACAGUGCUAAUGUAUAUGGUUGCAGUUCACAUAAAAGACAAAAGCAUCUGUUAUAAAAUGAGUAGUAAUACUGGGUGGUUGAUUCGUUUUUAGCAGAAUUGGCUUCAUUUUGGUCUUCAGAUAAAAUGGCCAGCAUAAAUGCUGUUUAUAUUCACGUUUUCCUAGGUGUGUGUGUGCAGGCCACAGCAGCAUGCCCUUGGUGUAGUCAGUGCCGAAAGGGGUCUGUUCCUUCUUGAGCCUGCCUGCAGGGACGGUCUCCUCUUUUAAAGCAGGUUGUGUACAACAUUCAGUACACUGAAGGUAAGCUAAACCAUCAACAUCACUGGUGUUUUAAGAUGUUAUUUUAUUGGAAUAAUUGACAAAUGAGGGAUAAUAGCUUUGUGGCAGAAUUCCCUGCAUGUGUGAUAACUGAUCUUGUUUUAUUUUUUGGCAUUGCAACUGUGGCAUAGUUACAAUUUCUGUUCUGUUCAUCACAUUUAAAAUUUGAAGAGUACGCGCUUGAUGGAUAGAGCGCCUUCAGUGUACUGUUUCUUAUUAACUUUACUUUUUUAAAAUCAACUUGCUAUAGACUUUAUAUACAUUUUGUUAAAUACAGUUCCUAGUGACAUAGAAAUGAUGCAUAGUUUUCAUUUACUAAUUACAAAUGUUGAGGCCUAAUUCUCAAAGUCCUCAUAUUUAAAGGUUAGAUAGACAACAUAAUGAAAUUUUUAACUAUUUGUAUGUCAUUUUGAAAGUGUACUGCUUUAUGGUAAAAGUGUUUUUUCAUUUGUUCAUUGUUUUCAUUAUUUGUGAUCAUGUUGUCUUUCAAUACAGGCAUAAACCUUCCACUCUUGAACAAAGCAGCUGCUUUUUAAAAGCGGUAAUUGCUUCUUUACCUUUUAUUUCUUUUGUAAAUGAAGCUUUUCUUUAAGAUUGUGACUUUAAAGUGUUGUCUAUUGCAUAAACAGUUGACACUCACUUAUUGUAAAGUGAAGAUUGUUCUACUGCAUGUGAAGUGGACCAUGCAGAUUUCUGUAUGUUCUCAGUAUGCAUCACUAGAUAAUAAAGUCUUUUGUGAACAAGGCAUUUGUAGCCAUUUUUAAAAGUUUUUGUCUUCAGUGCUGGUAAGUCAGGUAAACCAUAAAUAGCUAAAAGCAACCUUUCUUUUUAUCCUGAAGUCUUUAAUUGAGAGUAUUGUUGAAAGAAGUAAAUCUAGCCAAAAGUUUAUCAAUUUAUUAAUAAUUAGGAUUCUAAUUAUUUUUAUCCCCCACCCCCCAAAAGCCCACAAUAUUGUCAGCUUUCAGUGUAGUGAGAUUAUUCCUGUAGGUUAUGGGGUAUAAUGCAGGAUUUAACUAAUGUUUUUGCUAUUUUCUCACUUUUCCUUUUGAUGGUGCGGAAAGAGAAAAAGGAAAACGGGGCACAGGCCAUUCAACGCCUUCUGCAAGGGGUCUGAUUUGCUGAGACACCAGCUUCACCUUCUUAACAAGGCACCUAAUUACAACAAGCAUGCACAUUUUGGUGCAUUCAAGAAUGGAAAAUCAGAAUAGCAGCAUUCUUCUGGUGCAGCUCAGUGGAAGAUGAUGACAACCAGAAGACAUGAGCUAAGGGUAAGGGACAGUUCUGAAGAACCUUUCCAUUUAGCAAUCAAGAUAUGGAAGCUGAUCUCUGAAAAUACUCAAUGUGUAUCCUAAUUGUUCAUGGUAUUAUUUGAUUUGUAACUUGCAUUUUAGCAGCAUAUGUCCCCAAUUGACUUAUUGGAAAACUUAAUAAAAUAAUGCCUCUUGGUAGCA
This is a messenger RNA of Marmota flaviventris (yellow-bellied marmot), 5169 nucleotides long. RefSeq names its product pre-mRNA processing factor kinase PRP4K (gene Prp4k). Gene Ontology annotation, biological process: mRNA cis splicing, via spliceosome; peptidyl-threonine phosphorylation; peptidyl-serine phosphorylation. Lineage: Eukaryota; Metazoa; Chordata; Mammalia; Rodentia; Sciuridae. The record is from RefSeq and is a predicted model, not a curated record. Gene Ontology annotation, molecular function: protein serine/threonine kinase activity; ATP binding.